Messenger RNA from Tinamus guttatus (white-throated tinamou), 890 nucleotides. RefSeq names its product secretory carrier membrane protein 4 (gene SCAMP4). Gene Ontology annotation, cellular component: trans-Golgi network membrane; recycling endosome membrane. The record is from RefSeq and is a predicted model, not a curated record. NCBI's taxonomy places the organism in Eukaryota, Metazoa, Chordata, Aves, Tinamiformes, Tinamidae. Gene Ontology annotation, biological process: protein transport.
GCAGUUGGGAAGGUCCACGGAGAGCCAGGAGCCAACAAGUCAUCUCAGCACCUAAAUGAGGCAUUAAAUCUGGUCUGCUGCUGUCCGUCGGAAACUUCUCCAGGGAACAGUCCUAAUAGAAAUGGCAGAAAAGGUGAAUAACUUCCCGCCGCUGCCCAAGUUUAUCCCUCUGAAACCCUGUUUCUACCAGAAUUUUGCCGAUGAAAUCCCCAUCGAUUAUCAGACUCUGGUGAAGAGAAUCUACCACGUGUGGAUCUUCUACUGCAUCACGCUCGCCGUGAAUAUCAUUGCGUGCCUGGCGUGGUGGAUCGGGGGCGGCUACGGCGUCAAUUUUGGCCUCUCCAUCCUCUGGCUCCUUCUCUUCAGUCCCUGCGGCUACGUCUGCUGGUUCCGACCUGCCUACAAAGCCUUCCGGUCCGACAGCUCCUUCAACUUCAUGGCCUUUUUCUUCAUCUUUGGCGCCCAGUUUGUCCUUGCCAUCCUACAAGCGAUUGGUUUCUCGGGAUGGGGAGCGUGCGGGUGGUUGGCGGCCGUGACUUUCUUCAGCACCAACGUGGCAGCCGCCGUGUUCAUGCUGUUUCCUGCCGUCAUGUUCACAGCGUCGGCAGUCGCGAUGCUCUUCUGCAUCGUGAGGGUACAUAAAAUCUACCGAGGGGCUGGUGGGAGCUUUCAGAAAGCUCAGGAUGAGUGGAACAGCGGCACAUGGAGGAACCCCCCCAGCAGGGAGGCCCAGUACAACAAUUUUUCUGGAAACAGCCUGCCAGAGUAUCCCACGGUGCCCAACUACCCCCCAGGAAACCAAUGGCCUUAAGCAGCCGCAGCUGCAAACUGCCUGGAUUCUUUUAUUUUUUGGUCUUUUUAUUAUUGUUGUUUGAAAAGAUCAUUUGCAU